Molecule: messenger RNA, 2151 nt
Organism: Aureobasidium melanogenum CBS 110374
Lineage: Eukaryota; Fungi; Ascomycota; Dothideomycetes; Dothideales; Saccotheciaceae
Exons: 1
Coding region: 1-2151 (716 amino acids)
Source: RefSeq, a predicted model, not a curated record
AUGUUCAUCGAUUCGAAGCCGACAUCUCUGUUCUCCGGCGCCUCUCGUAGCUCGAGAAGCUCCUUCGCCGAGAUGGAACAUCCGAACACUCAAUUGCGGCGUCCACCAGCUGCCCUGAACCCUUCAUCGUCAUCUCUCAGUUUGAACGGUUUCGAGAAGUCGGCUCCAUCUUUUCAAUCAUUUAUAAGAAGGACUCCGACACCGAAUCAAGAGAAACCUCUGCCACCAGUCCCUAUAGGAGAAACUUCAGGAACGUCUCCAAUAUUAGUUCGACGUACUUCGAGUAUCUAUAGCCGCACUGUCUCACAAUAUGCACCGACUCCUGAAUCAUGGAGGCACGAGGAACAUUUAGUGCCGUCCUUUUUCCUGCAGCCGUCUGUAUAUAGCUUAAGUACUCCCGAGCUCACUCUGGGAGACACACCGCAGUCAACUGUACCACCAAGGCCGUGUGCACCGCUAAUCACCAGUCCAUCGCCAAGUCCCAGUCGCGAUUCAACACCUUCACCACCUCCAGAACGCUUCUGGCAAGAGAAGCUUCUGCCCCCUUCGCCCCAAAUGUUGCGUAUAGCGACUCAACACAUCAGGACCGUGUCAUUAGACAAGGCAAAGGCUGCUUUGCGCUCGCCGGGAGUGCAGCAGCUUCUUCCAGAAGAGAUGAGGGCACUAGCUGCAGCCAAAAGAACACAUCAGCAACACAUAAUACGAGGCAGCAGAUCGUUCGAAGGUAUUGUGCCUUUGCGGACCCCGGUGCUGUCUCCCGUCCUUCCGAGUCCUAGCCUUCCAUCACCAACCACGUAUGACUGGCCUUUGCAAGCAAACACCGACCCUGACAAGCACGAAUCAAAGUUGUCAGACGAGUACUUCCAAAUGAACGACGAGAAACGAAUGUCAAUGUCACCAGUUGAGAAACAGUUGAAGACUCAAAUCGAAAUAUCGAUCACCCAUCCGUCAGAGCCUCCAAUGACGGAUUACGAGCCUCGUGGCAGGUCUCGUCAACAGUCACGAACAGGGUCUAGCAGGCGAAUCAACGACUAUGAGAGUAAGGUUAUUGAUGCCUACGAAGACAGGUCCCUAGAUGUAACCUCAAAUGAGAGUUUGAUGGAUGAGGCUAAACGACUGGCCAAUGAAUACCAUGCCUUGUUCAAAGAAGACGCCAGAACUGCUGGUUUCAGAAAACACAGCGCGUCAUCCAACAGUAUCAAGGAAAACAUGAAGCUUAUACCACAGCCACUAUUCUUCAACCCUAGACAAAUUUCCAAACAGCGAGAGCUGGAGUAUCAGAAGAGCCGCAACAAGGCUUACUCGCCGGCCGCGAGCCGAUCUCCUGAUCCACGGACGAUGCCUCGCGAGCAGCGAAACAGCCCUCACAGGAAAGAGCGCCCUCUCAAUUUCCCUUUCAAGCUUUCCCUGACGCCAGAGUCUACGGGCGCCAGGCAUCGUCGCAGCACAAGUGGCAGCAUACCCAUUUCACCGCCAUUCUCUGGACGUGAGGCAACAAAGACCAAAGACUUGCCACCCUCUGUACAAAGGAAACAAAGCAUCGACGACUCCAACCGCUUCUCAGCCUUCUAUCAUCGCAUCAACGCCGACGCAGAGCAACUAGCCAGGGAAUACAACAAGCCUGGCAAUAAGGUCACCUUCGAAAUGAACACGCUGCCCACCAUUUUCUCACAUCCGUCAGAUGAGACCGCCCGUUCCUCACAAGCAUCACCUUAUGGUAAGAGGAAGCAAUCUUCCGAUAGUGGAAUGAGCAGUGUAGCGUCUUCAAAGGGCUCGAAAGCUCCGUUGAAAUCAUUGACGCACAAGGUGACUUCAGUGUUCGGUCACCAUGUUCGCAAAUCCUCAGUCAGUGCGGUUGAAGGGUUGUCAAACCUUGUUGAAAACUUCAAACAGCGAAGACCUUCAUUCCCAGUAAUCAGUGCACCGCAACCAAUAUCAGCGGCCGAAGCAUAUGACCCUUUGCGGUUGCAGACAUCGUCGUCUGCAGCUUCCAACACUGCAAAGAAGCGACCAAGUGUGUUUGCAGGGAUCAAGGAUCACAGACGGGAGAGCAAAGCGAACAAGCGGAGGGAGGAGCUCAAAAAGACAAUCAAGAUGGUGCCACUGGAAGGAGUGCCUCAAGCGGGCGGCAAAAAUAGUCAAUGGCUUUAG